Salvia splendens (bonfire salvia) is the source of this 962-nucleotide messenger RNA. RefSeq names its product THO complex subunit 4A. Gene Ontology annotation, cellular component: nucleus. Gene Ontology annotation, molecular function: mRNA binding. The coding region runs from base 45 to 743 and encodes 232 amino acids. NCBI's taxonomy places the organism in Eukaryota, Viridiplantae, Streptophyta, Magnoliopsida, Lamiales, Lamiaceae. The record is from RefSeq and is a predicted model, not a curated record. Gene Ontology annotation, biological process: mRNA export from nucleus. The transcript has 5 exons.
UCUUUCUCGCUCGAAUCGUUUGUACGAACCCUACGCAAGCGAAGAUGUCAGGCGCUGCGCUCGACAUGUCUCUCGACGACCUAAUUAAGAACAACAAGAAAUCUGGCGUCGCCCGUGGCAGAGGUCGCGCCGCCGGUUCUGGCCCCGCUCGCCGCCCCACGAACCGUUUCGCGAAUCGCGUUACACCCUAUUCCGCUCCCAAGGCUCCUGAGACGGCUUGUGGCCAUGACAUGUUCCCAGCUGGCGGCCGAUCUUCCAGUAUAGAGACAGGGACCAAGCUGUAUAUUUCCAAUUUGGAUUAUGGGGAACUGUUUUCGGAGGUUGGCGACCUGAAAAGAUACGUUGUACACUAUGAUAGGAGUGGGCGAUCGAAGGGUACCGCUGGAGUAGUCUUCUCAAGACGACAAGAUGCUAUGGCUGCUAUCAAGCGAUAUAAUAAUGUUCAGCUUGAUGGGAAACCAAUGAAACUAGAACUUGUUGGAACAAACGUUACAGCACAUGAUGCUGGCGCUGGAGGGUUUGCUUCUGCUGGCUCUUUUGGUGAUUCAAAUGUAGCUCCUCGAAGUGGACAAGGAAGAGGUGGUUUUGGAAGGCCACGAGGCGGAAGAGGUCGUGGAUUUGGAAGAGGCCGUGGACAGGGAGGUGGACAAGGAAGGGGGGGCCGCAGUGGUGAGAAGGUAUCUGCUGAAGAUCUUGAUGCUGAUCUAGAGAAGUACCAUGCAGACGCAAUGCAGACAAACUAAUUGUUCCUUUAGCACAAUUGCUGGAUUUACUUGCACCUGCAUGUUGGGGGAACGAAGUCUGUUACAUUAGCUCCUUUAAAGAAGGCAGAGAUCUAUAGUGCAGGGGCAGCGAGGAAACUAGUUUUAUUUGAUCGACUGUAACUUCCGUUGGAUAAAGAGACAAGUGUGUAAUUUGGAUUUAUGUAUCUUGUCUUAACUAAGAGGAAAACAGUGUGGAUA